Molecule: messenger RNA, 1098 nt
Organism: Fonsecaea erecta
Lineage: Eukaryota; Fungi; Ascomycota; Eurotiomycetes; Chaetothyriales; Herpotrichiellaceae
Exons: 1
Coding region: 1-1098 (365 amino acids)
Molecular function (GO): nitronate monooxygenase activity
Source: RefSeq, a predicted model, not a curated record
AUGGGUGCUCCGCGGGCAGUUCAGCACCUUAAGGCAACAUACACCUUCCUCAAAACCCCCAUCAUCAUCUCCGCGCCUAUGCGCGUGUUCGCCGGGCCGGAUCUCGCAGUUGCAACGUCUCGCGCAGGAGGCCUGGGCUUCAUCGGUCCGGGUCUGCGACCUACAGAUCUGGACUCCAAACUUCAGAGGGCUCGGAGUCUGCUGGACCAGAAUUCCAUCGCUGCCCACAGCUCUACCUCUUUGAAUGCCCCAGAUCUUGACUACCUCCCUAUCGGUGUAGGCUUUCAGCUUUUCGAUGGUGAUCUUGAUGUGGCUGCUGCAACAGUGCACAAGCACAAGCCUGUCGCGGCGUGGCUCUUUGUCCCAGCAUCCGGCCAAUCCGAGUUAGAUCAGUGGACACUGAGGAUUCGGAAAGAGUCCCCUUCCACGAAAAUAUGGAUUCAAAUUGGCUCUGUCGCUGAAGCUGUUGCCGCGGCGAAGAGUAAACAGGCGCCAGACGUACUUGUCGUGCAGGGGAUUGAUGCUGGUGGGCACGGUCUUAGAAGGGGUGCAGGCGUGGUGUCACUGCUCCCAGAAGUAGCGGAUGCUCUACACGAGUUGGGGUCUGACAUCCCCCUCAUCGGCGCUGGUGGGAUCGCGGACGGCCGAGGAGUUGCUGCAGUCCUAGCCACGGGCGUCGCAGCAGGUGCGGUGAUGGGCACCCGCUUCCUCGCCAGCAACGAGGCCGAGAUCAAGAAGGGAUACCAAGAGGACGUGGUGCGAGUCUCGGAUGGCGGCCAAAGCACCAUCCGCACCGAUUUAUUCGAUAGACUCCAGGGGAGAGAUGAUUGGCCGCCACGCUACGACGGUCGUGCGAUCAUCAACGGAAGUGUGAAGGAUGACCUAGCAGGUAUGGACUUCCAGCAGAACAAGCAGAUAUUCGAAGAACAGAUGGCGAAUGGGUCGAUUGGAUGGGGAGAGGACGGGAGAAUGACGGCAUAUGUAGGGAGUGCCGUAGGGCUCGUGCGGUCGAUUGACUCGGCACAAGAGAUUGUUGCAAGGUCCAGAGCAGAAGCUAGACAGGCUUUACGGCAAGCCCUGGACGGACUGGAGGGUUAG